Molecule: messenger RNA, 1716 nt
Organism: Cynara cardunculus var. scolymus (artichoke)
Lineage: Eukaryota; Viridiplantae; Streptophyta; Magnoliopsida; Asterales; Asteraceae
Exons: 1
Coding region: 1-1716 (571 amino acids)
Molecular function (GO): protein binding
Source: RefSeq, a predicted model, not a curated record
AUGGUGGAAGAUAAAACCCAAAUCGUCGGAGUUCACGCCGGUAAUUCAAGACUCCGGUUAGCCACUGAUCAAAUCUCUUCUUUAAUAGUCCUCUCACACUCGAUCAAAGUCUUUUCAUCCAGAUGGAAAUUGAUAAGAAACAAGCUAAACGAGAUUCUUCCCCUUCUCCCGCCGGAAAUUCAGGAUUCCGGUGACGGCCCAUCGUUCUCUGGCGUCAUUCAAGCCAUUGAAGAAACAACAGAAUUCACCACCAAAUUGGCUCAGAAAUGCAUUGAUUUUUCCUACAGCGGGAAACUGUUGAUGCAAAGCGAUCUUGAUAUAAUUUGUGUGAAAUUCAACAACCAUAUAAAGUCUUUAUCUGAAUUAUCUUCCAUCGAUGCGUUUUCAUCAAAUGGGCAAUACGCCAUUGUAGUUUCAAGACCUGGGCCCACAGCUUCAAGAGACGACAUCAGGUUCUAUUUCAAGGAUUUGUUAUCAAGGUUCAAAAUUGGGAACAGUGAGAUGAAGGAACAGGCUUUGAUUUGUUUCAAUGAAGUGAUUCAAGAAGAUAACAGGUGUGUAAAGACUGCCAUGGAGAUUGAUGGGCUUGUUUUUGUUUUAGUGGAGUUUUUGGGUUCAAAAGAAGUGGGAAUUCAAGAAGAGGCUUUGAAAUCUUUGGAUAUGAUUUGUCGGUUUCAUUCAUACAAAGGUGUUUUAGCUUCGAUUGGAAUCGUUGCUCCACUAAUUAGAGCUUUGGAGGGUGGUAGCCAUUUGAGCAAAAAACUGUCCACCAGGUGUUUGAUGAAAGUCACAGCUGAUUCUGAUAACGCCUGGGCAGUCUCAGCUCAUGGUGGUGUGACUGCGUUGUUGAGGAUCUCUGCUAGUGAGUCUGAAAAUGGUGCUGAAUUGGUUAGUUUGGCUUGUGGGGUUCUCAAAAAUCUCGUCGGAGUUGAAGAAAUCAAGCGAUUUAUAGUCGAAGAAGGCACAAUUCCAAUGUUCAUAAACCUCGUUAAAUCCAUAAAUGAAGUAACCCAAAUCAGCGCAAUUGAUUUUCUCCGAUCUAUAGCCUCCGGAGAUGAAUUAGUAGCCAAUUUGAUUGCUAAUGAAGGCGGGAUUCGUGUUUUAGUUCGUGUUCUUGAUCCAAAAUCUUCAUUUUCAUCUAAAACUAAAGAGAUGUCGAUAAUGGCAAUCAUGAGCUUGUGUUCGAAUCCAACAAGAUUGAAUAAUCUAGUGAGUUAUGGCUUCAUGGAUCACAUUCUCCAUUUGCUUCGUGAUGGCGAGGUUUCGGUUCAAGAAUCGUGUUUAAAAGCCGCCUUUUGGCUAAGUGGGACUUCAGAUGAGUUCAAGAAAGCCAUGGGAGAUGCGGGAUUCAUGCCCGAACUCAUCAAAUUCGUGGCUGCAAAGUCGUUUGAGGUUCGAGAAAUGGCAUCUGAAACACUUUCUAGUUUGGUUUCAAUCCCCAGAAACCGAAAAAGAUUCGUGGAAAACGAUCAAAACGUGAGCUUGCUUCUGCAAUCGAUCGAUCCAGAAGAAGGCACUUCAGGUAACAGAAAGCUUUUACUUCCUAUAAUCAUGUCGUUAUCGGGCUGUAACAGUGGCCGAAAGAAAAUUUUGGGUUCUGGGUACUUGAAAAACAUCGAAAAACUAGCCGAUGAGCAAGUUUCGGAUGCGAAAAAGAUCGUUAGGAACCUUUCGUCGAACAGAUUAGUUCGUUUGAUUAGAGGAAUUUGGCGUUGA